GCUCUCUCCGCCUCUGGUGAAGGUGAAAGUCUCCUCCAGGCAGAGACUGAGACGCGCCAGCCUCGGCAAAGUCCUGCAAUGGCCCCCGGCGUAGAUUCCGUGUUUGCCACCGUCCCACAGGCCGUGCCAGUAGCCGUCUUCCAGCUCACGGCGGAUUUCCGCGCCGACGUCGACCCUCGCAAGGUCAACCUGGGAGUAGGAGCUUAUCGCACAGAUGAGGGGCAGCCUUGGGUCUUGCCAGUGGUCCGGAAAGUGGAGCAGAUGAUUGCCAAAGACACCAGUUUAAAUCAUGAGUAUCUUCCAAUCCUGGGCUUGCCAGAGUUCCGCGCCAAUUCCUCAAGAAUUGCCUUAGGAGAGGACAGUCCAGCCAUCAAGGAGAACAGGGUGGGGGGUGUCCAGUCUUUAGGAGGUACAGGGGCCCUGCGUAUUGGAGCAGAAUUCUUGAGACGCUGGUAUAAUGGAAACAACAACACAGCAACCCCUAUCUACAUUUCUUCUCCUUCCUGGGAGAACCAUAACUCUGUCUUCACGGAUGCUGGCUUCAAGGACAUCCGAACCUACCGUUAUUGGGAUGGUGCCAAGAGGGGGCUGGACAUCCAGGGAUUCCUGGAAGACUUGGAAAAGGCCCCAGAGUUCUCCAUCUUCAUCCUCCAUGCCUGUGCACAUAAUCCCACAGGCACGGACCCCACCCAGGAGCAGUGGAAACAAAUUGCUGCUGUUAUGAAGCGCCGGUUCCUGUUCCCAUUCUUUGACUCUGCCUAUCAAGGUUUUGCCUCUGGUAGUUUGGAUAAAGAUGCCUGGGCUGUGCGUUUCUUUGUUUCUGAAGGCUUCGAACUCUUCUGCGCACAAUCCUUCUCCAAAAACUUUGGGCUCUACAACGAACGGGUAGGAAACCUGACGGUUGUGGCAAAGGAUGCAGAUAAUGUGCAGCGUACCCUGUCCCAGAUGGAAAAGAUAGUCCGUACAACAUGGUCUAAUCCUCCAUCGCAGGGUGCCCGCAUUGUGGCUACUACACUCACUUCCCCAGAGCUGUUCACUGAAUGGAAAGGAAAUGUGAAGACAAUGGCAGAUCGGGUCUUGCUGAUGCGAGCAGAACUGAGGUCUCGGCUUGAGGCCCUGGGCACUCCAGGCACUUGGAAGCACAUCACAGAGCAGAUUGGCAUGUUCAGCUUCACUGGGCUCAACACUAAGCAAGUCCAGUACCUGAUCAAGGAAAAGCACAUCUACCUAAUGGCCAGUGGCCGCAUCAACAUGUGUGGCUUGACCACCAAGAACUUGGACUACGUUGCUAGCUCCAUCCACGAAGCAGUCACCAAGAUCCAGUAAGGCUGCAGCCAAAUAUUAUGUGCGUGUGUGUGUAACUUUCUCCUCUGUUUUACACUAAAAAGAAUUACCCAGGAGCAGCCACUGGAAGAUGCGAGUAUCAGAGUGUAAGGAGGAGUGAGGGUCGAGUGGAAAAUAGAUAUUGCACUCUCUGCUUAAACCUACAACUUUCUGAGGCUGGCCUUGGUUUAAAAAACAAACCCAAACUCCAAAACAGCAGAGUAAAGCUACAUACAACUGCAUGUAACAUCUAGUUUAGCCCCAAAACACAUAAGCAACCAUAUCCCUCCACUUUGUACAGUAUAUUUGCUCCCUGAGUUCACCUUCUUCAUUGCGGGAACUCAGAAAAUACUGUAAUAUGAUCAGGAACAGGUCUCUGGCCUUUAUUUGUGUAGGAGACAGAUUGCAUUCAGUGCAUGUGAGCUGUCCAUCUGCACAUAUUGUAUUCAUGGCUAUUAUUAAGUCUGGAUGACCAGCACAUGGCUUCUUCCACCUAUCUUUUCUGUAUUAUGUCCCUUUGCACUUUAUGUAACCAACCCUGCUGCGGCAAAACAGCAGUGUUUGUGGAAACAGAUACCAAAAUGGGUGUUCUGUUACUGGCGGCAUUGAUUGUUUCAGGGAGCAAGGCUGGAGCUGGUUCCCAUUUUCCAGUCUUGCAUGAGCAAAGAAUGUAACCGUAACUGUACCUUUUCUGUUAGUACAAUAAACAGUUAAA
Messenger RNA from Gekko japonicus, 2038 nucleotides. RefSeq names its product glutamic-oxaloacetic transaminase 1, soluble (gene GOT1). Gene Ontology annotation, molecular function: L-aspartate:2-oxoglutarate transaminase activity; pyridoxal phosphate binding. Gene Ontology annotation, cellular component: cytosol. Lineage: Eukaryota; Metazoa; Chordata; Lepidosauria; Squamata; Gekkonidae. The record is from RefSeq and is a predicted model, not a curated record. Bases 79 to 1326 code for a protein of 415 amino acids. Gene Ontology annotation, biological process: L-aspartate biosynthetic process. The transcript has 9 exons.